This is a messenger RNA of Vigna unguiculata (cowpea), 948 nucleotides long. RefSeq names its product RmlC-type cupin. Lineage: Eukaryota; Viridiplantae; Streptophyta; Magnoliopsida; Fabales; Fabaceae. Gene Ontology annotation, cellular component: trans-Golgi network; endosome. The record is from RefSeq and is a predicted model, not a curated record.
AAUCCUAUAAAGAAAUAAUUUUGUUUUCUUACAAUAUAGUGUAGCAGUUCAGAUUUUCCACGGAUACCUUAUGCAACUUUAUGCUUUAAAUCCUAUAAAGAAAUAAUUUUGUUUUCUUACACUAUGGUGUAGCAGUUAAGAUUUUCCACGGGCAUAAAAUUUGAUCCACAAGAAAAGCGAGAAGAUAACGAAACAGAACAGCAUCAGAAUGUCGAGCCAGAGAAGAACGAGUUUCAUAAACUCCCAAACGACGACGUCGCAACAGAUCCGUCCCUCCGUCAUCACGUGGUUCCUCCAGCGACCGCACUCCAUCCCCUUCCUUCUCGCCAUCUUCCUCUUACUCGCGUGGAUCUCACUCCGCGUCCAGCGCGACUACCACACUCCCCCUUACUCCUCCCACCGCGACGCGCUCGUCAACCUCGUCAGGUUCCACUCUCUCCACGUCGCCACGGACAACCGCGGCUGGCUCUUCGAUCCUAUCGCUCUCGCACUCGAUUCCGGCCUCUCAGGUGGAGCUGUGACGUGUUCGUCGAUUCAUGUGGGAGAAAUUCGGCCUGGGAAGCGAAGAGGAAAUCACAGACACCACUAUUGUAACGAGACUUUCCUCAUCUGGGGCGCUACAACCAGGUUUAGGUUGGAGAACAGUGAGCAAGAUGAUGGUUAUGCUGAAGUGAUCAUUGACAGGGAUGAAAUUGCUGUAGCUACAAGUCCAGUUGACAAAGCUCAUGCUUUAGUGAACAUUGAUUCCACUCGGAGUAUCUUCUUUAUAGGUUGUCAAGACAGUGUUAUAAACACUAAUGCCUCAAAUACUGACUUUAAUGUUUGGAAAGAUCUUUGAACAUUUUUUCAUUUUUUUAUUCUGAAUCUGAAAUGUAUCUGAGCCAGCAUGAUGAAAUUUUAACCUAUCACUUGUCUAUAUGUAUAUGGAGCUUAGCUGCAAAUUCGGUU